Messenger RNA from Sardina pilchardus (European sardine), 1435 nucleotides. RefSeq lists its product as uncharacterized. The transcript has 4 exons. Lineage: Eukaryota; Metazoa; Chordata; Actinopteri; Clupeiformes; Clupeidae. The coding region runs from base 95 to 1435 and encodes 446 amino acids. The record is from RefSeq and is a predicted model, not a curated record. Gene Ontology annotation, molecular function: zinc ion binding.
CAUUUCCGGCAAAGAGUAUGUUCCAGUUGGAUCCUGAAGAUGUCGCUUUUCUACAGUCGAUGUUUGCAAGAUUUGCCAAAGAUCACGGUGAACGAUGUCCACCGAAUUAUUCAGGCGGCAUCAUCCACUCCACGGAGUAAACGGGAGAAAGGAUUCAAGAUGUAUAUAUCUAGUUACAUCGACAAUUUUGAAGAUCCUCCUUGAUGGCUCCUCUCCAGUACAGCUGUGUGAGGCUGUCUGUUCCUGUGUGGCUGGCCAGGUACUUUGCAAUCACAAUGUUGCCCUGCUCUACCAGACUGCACAUUAUUCACAGCUCCAACUUAGUGCUGUACCACCCGUCCGGAGCUGCACUGAGACAGAGCAACGCUGGCACAAGCCACGGACCAUGGGUGUUAAGCCAGGCCGAGUUAGGGAUAUGGUUGUGAUGGCGGCUAAACCAAAACAGAGGACUGUAGGAAGUGGUGUAAGAAGCACACUGUAUAAAGCAGUGCAGGGGGAGCUGCCUGAUCCAGACAUGCUGAAGGUGGCAGAGGUCUACGCUGACUUCCCUGCUACAUUGGCGCCACUCAUCACCACCAUGGCAAUCAGCUCAGAUAUCCCUCUGGUCCAGUCAGCGCUUGGACAAGUCCAGGAGGGAAGUCUUAUUGCAAUGCAGCACCCGGUAACCCUCAGUAGAAAUGUCCAGUAUUAUCCAGAUGCUCCUCCACCACCACCUUUACCGUUGGCUGAUUACAGGAUGGAACCCACGGCCUGCCAGUUUGUUUGCAGCUUCCAACAACAGCUGCAUCUGGUCUCUCUGCAAACAAGUUUGGAAACUGCCAGACAGGUGGAGGCUUCUACUCGGGACCAAAGCCUGUCUGUGGAGUGGUAUCGAGUUAGGAGCCUACGUGUAACAUCGUCCCACUUCAGAGAGGUCUGCCAUGUACGAGGUAACAGUACAGCACAACAGCUUGCAGAGAGGAUGAGAAAGGGUGUGGUUCAGACCGCUGCUAUGAAGAGGGGCCUGGCACUGGAGCCGGUUGCUGUUGAGGAGUACUGCAGGGUCAAGAACCUCAACUAUUGGCCCUGUCGAUUUGUAAUCCAUCCUGAUGCCCCCUGGUUAGGCUGUUCCCCUGACGGCAUUGUGUUUGAUCCCUUAGAAAACCCUCCAUUUGGCUUGGUGGAGAUCAAAUGCCCCAAUGCUAAGAGCUAUGUCGACUGCAAGUACUUAAAAUCAAAUGGUGACACUAUGUCACUAAAACGGCAGCAUGCAUACUAUUGGCAGGUUCAGGGGCAACUUCUCAUCACUGGCAUGGAAUGGUGUGACUUUGUUGUCUUUGCAGAAGAUGACAUGGUCAUACAAAGGAUAUACAGAGACAAGGAGAUUGCUGAAGUGAUACGAGAGAAGGGAGAUCACUUUUUCUUUUAUUUCUACAUGGCUGUUUGUUUAAGAUAA